UUGGCAGGAGCAGGACCUCAGCGCUCUCGUAGUUUGGCCACAUUGUACAAGGAUGAACGCACGCAUCAUCUAUCAUCUUUUUCGAUAUUAGAGAAGACAUAUCUGGAGCGCGUUAUCAGACCCAAUGAAGUAUCUGAAUUUGCAGCUUCUUUACGCCCUCAUCACUUAGCUCGUUUAGCAGAUAAUACCACUGUUUUUGAUCGUGCUAUCAUUGAGCACAAUUUAUUAUCAGCAUCUAAAAUUUAUAAUAAUAUUGCCAUAGGUGAAUUGGCGGUUUUAUUGAAUGUUUCGACUGACCAAGCAGAACAUGUAGCCGCUCGUAUGAUUAGUGAAAAUCGUAUGAUAGGUAGUAUCGACCAGUUGGAUCAAUUAAUUUCGUUUGAGUCGGGCGGUGCUGCGCGAGAAGAGCAAGCUGCAGACUACAAUGCUAUCAGUGCUGCAGCUGCAGCUGCUAAUGGUACUUUCCAAACAAACGUUCGUGUUGAACAAUCAAUGCUGGAAAUUAUGAAAUGGGAUACCGCUAUCCAAGCACUUUGUCAGGAUAUUGAUGCUGUUAUUGGUACCAUUCAGUCAAAUCAUCCGGAGUAUGUCUUGUCGAAUUUCAAUGCCAUGGCGUAA
Messenger RNA from Mucor mucedo, 618 nucleotides. Its product is annotated as COP9 signalosome complex subunit 4. NCBI's taxonomy places the organism in Eukaryota, Fungi, Mucoromycota, Mucoromycetes, Mucorales, Mucoraceae. Gene Ontology annotation, cellular component: COP9 signalosome; cytosol. The transcript has a single exon. The annotation marks the transcript as partial. The record is from RefSeq and is a predicted model, not a curated record.